UAUUAAAACAUGAAUAGUUAAAUUCUUAUGCCUAUAUUUCCCUAUUAUUUAAAUGUAAUAUUGCCAUAUAAUAUGGUCUAUUAUGCUUAUGGUAUGCAUAACUAAUUGAGAAAAAGUGAUAUUUCAAUAAAAUAAGAGGAGAACAAAGAGAGUAUUACAAAAGAAGAAUUUAUAGAAAGUUCCAAAUAAGAAGAAUGCAACUUAAAAAUUGAGAUAACUGAAAUGAGUAGUUACUAUCAGAUAUUCCCUGGCCAGACUAAAAAUUAUUAUAAGAAUAUUGGCUAAAAGAUAAAUAAGUUCAUAGAAAGUGAGUUUUCAGAAUUCAGUUAGAUCAAGCAAGAUAAAAUCAUCUAAAAGUUUUUAAGAAUUGAUAAAUAGAAAUAUAAUAGAGAUUCAAUAUAGAAAUUGAUGAAAUCAAAGAAAGGCAGAAGAAUAUGUAAAUUAUUCUUUGCAUAAUUUAAAUGGGUGAUACCAUUUGUUUCUUAGAAUAAGACUGAUUUGGAUUUGUAUUUUAGAUACAAUAGAAUACUUUGUGUGAAAAAGUAGAGGGAAUAGAAGAAGAGGAAUGAAUUUUAGAUUCCGGAGAAACUUUGAUAAAUUUAUCACUAUUUUUAUAUAUUCAUAAAGCAUAAUUAAAUGAUAAAAAAUUUGUUUAAAUAAAUGAG
Paramecium sonneborni is the source of this 665-nucleotide messenger RNA. The record is from the annotation of a GenBank genome assembly. NCBI's taxonomy places the organism in Eukaryota, Ciliophora, Oligohymenophorea, Peniculida, Parameciidae.